Messenger RNA from Gregarina niphandrodes, 599 nucleotides. RefSeq lists its product as hypothetical. The annotation marks the transcript as partial. NCBI's taxonomy places the organism in Eukaryota, Apicomplexa, Conoidasida, Eugregarinorida, Gregarinidae. The transcript has a single exon. The record is from RefSeq and is a predicted model, not a curated record.
AUGAAACACCAUAAUCCGAUUACUGAGGCCACGACGAACAGCUACACACCGUCAUUGUGCGAUGCGCAAUUCUCUCGCUUGUCAGAUGCCGAGCGGUACAAGUAUGCUGUGUCUUGCGAUUGUAAGGCCCAGUCGGAGUCGGAUUUGAUCGUGAACUGCAAACCCGUGGCGAUCGAGCGCAAGUCUGGCAACAUAACAAUGUCUGCACACGACUUGGCGUGGAUGAAAAUACCCUCUGACACUUGCAAACACAUAUACGAUAACAACAAGAACGCUUCAAUGGUGGACGCCACUGCGGAUGCCUGGAAGACGUUGGACUGGUCCAGAUGUGACUUAGGCGGUAAGGUGGUUUGCGUUGACGACCGCAGCGAGGACCUGAGUUGUCACUACUUCAAUUAUCCGUUCAACUGCGACUUACCGAGAGUCUGGGAGGCGGUCAUCCAUCACCUGAAGCCCUCCCGUUGCCUCAUCACAAACAACGCAGACCUAGACGCGGUGUACCUACAUAAACUGGUCCGCGCACGCGCCGCCGGCAUGUGGGUAAAUGCCGACUCAUCCGGCAUCUGGCAGAGAAAGUUACACGACGUACUAGCUCUAUC